AUGGCUGCUACAAGUGCUAGCAUGGUGUUUUACAUCUUCUCAUGGUUAAGUCUUGUUGUUUUGACUUCACUCCUCAAGUACCUAAUUAACAAAACAAGAACAAAUCCCAGAAUUCAAACACCACCAUCACCACCAUCACUACCAAUAAUCGGACACCUUCACCUUAUAGGCUCAUCAGUAAUACCAAAGUCAUUCCAAGCCUUGGCUAAACUCUAUGGCCCUCUGAUUCAGCUUCGUUUAGGUGCCUCAACUUUCAUACUUGUCUCCAACGCACAAGUUGCAAAACAAGUGUUGAAAACCAAUGAAAUCAAUUUCAUUAACAGGCCUCACAUUGGGUCCACCUCUGAGUACAACCUCUAUGAAGGGUGUGAUUUUGUUUUUGCACCGUAUGGGCCUUAUUGGAGGUUCAUGAAGAAGCUAUGCAUGAAUGAACUUCUCUCGAGUUCUCAGCUUGGGAGAUUCAUGCACGUAAGGGAACAAGAGAUUAAGAAGCUCUUGAAAUCACUUAUGAUUUGUUCUAGUGAGGGCAGAGAGUGUGAUUUGGGUUUUGAGCUUACUACUUUGACCAACAAUAUCCUAUGUAGGACGGCCAUGAGCACUACAUGUGUGGACAAAGAUAAGAAUAGCAAUGAUGAUGCUGUGGAGAUUCAUGGUUUGGUGAAGGAGUUUCUUGAACUUGGUGCCAAAUUUAGCAUUGGUGAUGUUCUUGGGCCUUUGGGUAAACUGGACUUAUUUGGGUAUGGGAAAAGACUUUUGAAAACACUCACUAGAUUUGACCAGAUCGUGGAGAGGAUCAUGGAGGAACAUGAGAAGAAGAACGAUAAUGAAGGAGAAACAUGGGACAUGAUGGACGUUUUGUUGCAAGUCUAUAGAGAUCCAAAUGCUCAAGUGAGAUUAACAAGGAAUCAUAUCAAGGCCUUCUUCCGAGAUAUUUUCCUUGCGGGAACGGACUCCAGUUCAGUGUCAGUGCAAUGGACCAUGGCAGAGAUCUUAAACCACCCAACAGUAUUGAAGAGGUUGAGGGCAGAGAUUGACGCAGUGGUGGGGUCAACCAGGCUGGUCAACGAAUCCGACGUUCCAAAUCUUCCUUACCUCCAGGCUGUUGUAAAGGAAGCUAUGAGGCUCCAUCCAACGGCACCGUUAUCUUUGAGAGAGGCUGCAUCAGAUUUCAGCAUCAAUGGCUACAAUGUGAAGAGCCAAACAAGAACAAUUAUCAAUAUCUACGCCAUUAUGCGGGACCCAGAAGCAUGGCCCAACCCGGAAGAUUUUAUCCCUGAGAGAUUCUUGGAUGAUACCACUAACGAUGGGGUCUAUGGUGAUCACUAUAAUUUAAAGGAACGUUUCAUUAAAAUGAGUGUUAACGAUUUCAGGUAUAUUCCGUUUGGGUUUGGUAAGAGGGGGUGCCCUGGAGCUUCUCUUGCUUUGACGGUCAUAAAUCUGACGGUUGCUGCGUUGAUCCAAUGCUUUGAUUGGAGAAUCAAAGGUGCAGAUAGGGUUAACAUGGAAGAAGGCUCCUCUUUUUCUAUGGGAUUGGCACAACCACUUGUUUGUUACCCUGUUACAUGUUUUAAUCCCUUUUCUCUGUAGGCUUAAAUGUCUAAAAUUACACAUAAAAAUAU
Messenger RNA from Arachis stenosperma, 1619 nucleotides. RefSeq names its product 3,9-dihydroxypterocarpan 6A-monooxygenase-like. The record is from RefSeq and is a predicted model, not a curated record. Gene Ontology annotation, cellular component: membrane. The transcript is spliced from 2 exons. Lineage: Eukaryota; Viridiplantae; Streptophyta; Magnoliopsida; Fabales; Fabaceae. The coding region runs from base 1 to 1587 and encodes 528 amino acids. Gene Ontology annotation, molecular function: heme binding; oxidoreductase activity, acting on paired donors, with incorporation or reduction of molecular oxygen, NAD(P)H as one donor, and incorporation of one atom of oxygen; iron ion binding.